Penaeus indicus is the source of this 3146-nucleotide messenger RNA. RefSeq names its product toll-like receptor 2. The record is from RefSeq and is a predicted model, not a curated record. Lineage: Eukaryota; Metazoa; Arthropoda; Malacostraca; Decapoda; Penaeidae. Gene Ontology annotation, biological process: signal transduction. Bases 196 to 2883 code for a protein of 895 amino acids. Gene Ontology annotation, molecular function: protein binding. The transcript has 25 exons.
AAAUCGUGUGAGGUGUAGCAGCGCUCUUCUUUUCCGACUAGAGGACAGUGUGACAGGAACAAGUUACAAACCCUUCGGAUAUAAGUGUCUUCCCCGAAUAUUAUCAAAUGGAUUUAACCAGAAAGCAAACGGCAAAAUAUAAUUAAAGCAACAGAUUCUCUGCCGCAAGCUGGGUAUUCAACUUGGGAAUAUAUCAUGAAGAGAAUGCACUUCCCGCCACUGCUACUGGUCUUGAUCAGCGUUGUUGUGAUAGGAUCUCAUCCAGAAUCAACAAAGGGAGAAUGCAUCGAUGAAGUCAGUCAAGACAUUUCAUUCCGGGCCUUUCUCUGUCCCCAGGCUGCUUCUCUCUCUAAGUUAUUCGAACAAUUGAAAGGAGAGAAUCAAAGAAUACGCGUCAAAAUCACGGUGGAGAAGGUGGACGGACAGCUAAGACUGCAGCCUCCUCCCAACAUCUUCAUCAUCUCGCUUUUUCUUCAGAACGCGAACGUAACACAAAUAUCUAUUGAAAUGGAAAACCAGUCGUCGUUGUCAUCCUUAAGCCAGCUGGACCUGAGGAACAACCGCUUCUUUAAGCUGGAACACAUGCAGUGGAGCGUCCUGUCCUCGCUGACGGUACUCAUUCUCAGAGAAACGCCUGUGACUGAAAAGGCACUGACGUUAUUGUUGUCGCAUCUUCCUGCUCUCCAGCACCUUGACAUCUCCUCUUCUGGCCAUCGCUUCCUCCCUGAGAAAGUCUUCGACAAGAACCCGGAACUGCAACACCUCGAUUUAUCGAAUAAUGAAUUUGGGAAAAUAACACUACCUGGAAACUUAACCUUGAGACUGACGCACCUCAACAUCUCGAGCUGUCAUCUGGACGAGGUGUCCGUGCUGACGGCGUGCGUGGAGGGGCCGUGUCCCACGCCCUCCUCCCAGGGGCGCCUGAGGACUUUGGACGUGUCCAACAACUAUCUGAAGUGGCUGCCAAGGAGGCUGGUGGAGUCCCUCAAAAAUGAUUCCUUUGUUAAUAUCAAAGAAAACCGCUGGAUCGAGGCGUGCCAUAACUGCUCGCUCUACCACCUGUGGCAGUACUCGAGGCAGGCGCUGCACAUUGACGCCCGCGAGGAACUCGACUGCUUCAGCGAGGCCGUUCUUCGGAGCUGCGGCUGGGAGGACUGCCCCGCCGAGUGCGACUGCGACAGCGGGAGGAAGACGGUGAACUGCACCGGGAAAGGCCUGGUGGAGCUGCCGAUCGUCGUGCCCUCCGAGACCGAGAUCUUCCUGGCGGACAACAACGUCAUCACCAACAUAGAUAACGUGGCCUUUCCCACGUACUGCAACCUCAGGCGCCUCAGUGUCGAACGCAACCUCGUGACUAAGCUUUUGCUCUCAGGACGAGGGAAAUGCGACUGUUAUACAUACGACUACUACAGUAAGGAUAGCAAGUGUUAUCCUCAGCAUCUCCACACAGUGUCCUUAGAUGAUAACAAAAUUAAGAGACUAACCGCUACCGACUGUCCGUUGCUGUAUCCUCUGGGGACACUUACGAUGUCUAGAAAUAAGUUGGAAAGCCCCGGAGUGCAGGUCUGUGGCUCCCUACUACACCUGCUUUCCCUCGACCUCUCAAACAACAGUAUCGCCAACGUCACCUCUCUUGACCUCGCCACAUACCCGUCUCUGCAGGAUCUCAACCUCUCUCACAACGCCCUAAAAAAAUUCCCUCUCAACAUAACCGAUCUAUUGCCUAGACUCAAGACUCUGAACGUCAGUUCCACUUCCAUAAGAAAUUUAACCAGUGGGACCUCGGGACUGGGUAUUAUUUUCGGAGACAACUCUAUGGUGAACUGCAGCCACGGUCAAGGCGGGGAAAAGGAAGGUCAAGGGAAGCCCGAGGUCCUCUGGCAGAUGACCAGGAGGCGCCACAGUCAAGGCGGAGAAAAGGAAGAACAAGAGCCCGAGCCAGAGAAAAUCCUUACGAUGACCGAUGCCGUCUGCAUCAUAGCAAUCCUACUCUGCUACGUGUUCAUCGUGUGUGUCAUGCAUUGGUACUCCCUUCGACGAUACACCACGAAGGAGAUUGAAGGCACGAGUGAGUGCAAGUACUCAGUGUUCGUUGUCCACUCCUCAAAAGACCAUGAGAUGGUUCGAGAAAACUUUAUCAUACCACUUUUCCAACGCGGAUACAGUGUAGCCUGGCACGAGAAUGCGUUUGUUCCCGGGACGUGGAUAUUGGAGAACAUAGAGAGAGCGGUGAGAAAUUCGGAAAGGAUGGUGGUCUUUGCAACUGACAAUCUUGCAGCAAGCAGGAGUUCUCUGCGAGAGAUUCGUCGCGGGCGUCACGAGGAGAUGGACAGAGAAGAAUUCAAGGUUAUGGCUUUGGUCACGGAAACGCUACCGAGGGCGCUGGUGAAGGACCUGUACGAGGUCGUCGCCCUGCGCACGCACAUUCACUACAGCGAUAGAGACUACAUCGAGAAGAUCUGCCGCUUCCUGCGCCCCCCGCGACCGGCUCCGGUGCAGGACGCCCCCCUUUUGAGCGCCACCAAUAUCCGGUCGCAUCUGGAUCGCUUUGAUGAAAUGCGGAGAGGACACAGGGAUCGGAGCAUGUCUGAGGUAGUGCAUUUGCAUCGCGAUAAUGAGGGUUAUGUCAUCGACCAGUACACCGCGUCUAUCAACAAAGGAGCGAGGGUGUCGCCCUGGUCACAGAUGUCGCAAGAGGAUCGGGUUCAGAUGCUUUUAAAAUACACGAAGAGCCCAGAAUUGCCGGCAGAAAGCUACGCAGAAAUAAGAAAUCAAAACUACGUGUUACUGGAUCAGGAAAACGACGAUAAUGAGGAUGAAUAUUCGUUCCAGUUGGUCACUUCCUCCAGGUUCUUCAUCACAAGAACUUCCUGUCGGUUCUGAGAGGGAGAGGGAGAGAAAGCAAGAGAGUGAGUGAGAGUGAAUGAGAGAGUAGAAGAGCGAGAGAGCAAUAGAGCAAGAAAAGAGAACAAGAGAGCGAGAGAGAGAGAGAGACAGAGAUAGACAGAUAGAGAUAGAAAUAUAUGUAUAUGUAUAUAUAGAGAGAGAUCAAGAGAGCAAGAUGGAGAGAGAGAGAUCAAGAGAGUAAGAGAGUAAAAGAGAGAGAGAGUGAGUAAGAGAGGACGAGAGAGAGCAAGAGAAAAAGG